AUGACAUGGCGGGAUCUGCUGUUGCAAGUAAUCGAUUAUGUCAUCGUUUUUGACAAAGUUUGCGUCAUUGUUACGGUUGUUGUGCUCAUUUUGUCAAUUUAUUUUAUUCAUCGGGUCAUCGCGUGCCGACGGAUCCAUGUGAAUUUUAAGCUGGUGUUGGUAAGUUGGAAAUUGACAAGUUGGCAAGUACAGAGAGUUUGAGAAAAUGGGAUGUGGUGGAAAGUAAUUGCCGGUUUCUUGGGAGGCGGUUGGCGGAAAAGCUCACGACUUUUCACACUGAAGGCGCAGGUUCUUUUGCCAUCAGUCUGUCGGGAAAAUAGUCGCCGUGUUCUGGAAUCGCCCAUAAAUAUCUCCAAAGAAAAGAUUUGUCGCUGCGGAAAAUGGGAAUGGCACGCGACGUAGUGCAAAAAAAAACACAAAAUUGCGCUGAACGUCAAACUGAGGAGUCCGGUGACCGGAAUAGACUCUUCGCUAUCAGUUUUUUACACUUCGUUUUGCCUCGGAUUAAUGCUUCGGCUCUCAUUGUGCAAAAUCUUAUGCUCCUCCACCAAUACGUUGCCGAGAAAUCGGCGGUUGCUACCCUCCAGAUUUUUUGGAAUACCCUGUAAUUAAAAUAGGAAGUAUUUUUAGGAUAUCAGUCUGUGGGGAAAAUAAUUUGCAAUCGUAGCUCGUUGGAGUCGACCAUCAUCGCUUUGCAACUUCUAGUUGGAGCUUUGUUGCACGAAUGAGGCGAAGCGAUACAUUUCGUCGCCACAAAUCCACGUUAUUUUUCCAACAGGCUGAUAUUAUUAUAGAAACCCUGAUUUCAGUGUUGCACCGCCAUUUCUUUCCUGAUUUUCCCCGUUUUCCGACGUCUCAUCGAUCUUCUCUACCUCCUUACUGAAGGCAUCACCAACCGGCUUUACAUCAAUGUGAUUUGCGUUGGUCUCAGCGUAGUCAACGUGGCUUCGUGCGUCAGCUCGACAACUUGCAUGGUGAUGUUGGCGUUGGAGCAGCAUUUAGCGGCGCGCUUCGUACGCACGUACGAAGAGCGAUCGAUGAGUAUUGGGGUCACAUUGACCUGUUUUACAGUGAGUGUUAAUGAAUUUCCAGGGAAGAGCUCUAAGUGCAAUGCUAAUUUUAUAAAACUUAUCACACAUUUAUAAUAACUUCCUCCUAUUUCGCGCUGUAGAAGAGGCCGGGUUUUUCGGCUCAAAAAUUGAAAAAAAUGUGGCACUUUUUUUGCGAAUUUUGGAAGGACCAGUUUCAUGCCUUCAGAACAAAAAAAAUCGAUUUGACGUUACCUAUUUCUAGGUAACGUCAAAAAAUGAAAAGGGCAAUUCUCUCUGGCCGCUCUCCGCGUUUCGCGUACACUCUCAAGGAUCGCUGAAUACCUCGGCGGCUUCUGGAAAAUGCAAGCCAAAACCUUUAGGAAUUGAUACGUAGCCUAUGACUGACGUGUGGUCAAAUAAAAAAAAUUCUAUUCUCUGUCUCGAUUUUAGUUAUUCUACUCAAUCGCAAUCAGUAUCGGGAUCAACGCCUUCCAUCUGCACAACUUUGACUUCUACCGCUCCACGGACAAUUGUCAUCCAGUCAAUUAUAACUGGGGCUACGCAAUGCUCUUCUAUUCGGCCAGCCUGGGAAUGUGCACGUUUGCUUGCUGGGUAUCCUCAUAUAAUUUGUUGAAUUAAUUCUUUAGUGGCUAAUGAAGGUUCGGGAGUUCAAUACGCGGCAGCGACGUGCUCAAUUUACAACUCUAAGCACACGUUACCAGCAGCAUGAAAACGAGAACGCAGCGAUUUCCAUAACCGCCACAGUUGUGGGCUAUAUGGCGUACAGUGUGAUCGGGGUGGUUGGUUCGUUGCUUCGGAUGUGUUUUUAUGACUUGUUUGGAGACCAUAGUAAAGGAGACACGGUUUUUGUUGGGGUGAGUUAGCUAUCAAACUGUCGGGAAAAUAAUAAAAAACAAAAAUAAAAUAAGAGCAGUAAGCAUAACAGCUGUGGCAUAAAAUCGCAUAAUUUACCGUCAUUUUUACAGCUGGGAUACCUGAUUGCCGAGCUGUAUGCGCUCUUUCAUAUGGCCUGUUUUAUGAAGUACAACCGAGGAAUGAGGAAGAUGGUCAAGUUGGAUUUUUUGAGGUUGUUUGGCGUGCGGAUCAUGAAGCGAACGUCGGUGGUGGUUGGACCGGCCUUACCGACGAUCACUCUCACUGACGAAGCUGAUGAGUACUUCCGACAACUGCAAAGCUCAUGGAAAUAA
Bursaphelenchus xylophilus (pine wood nematode) is the source of this 2239-nucleotide messenger RNA. The record is from the annotation of a GenBank genome assembly. NCBI's taxonomy places the organism in Eukaryota, Metazoa, Nematoda, Chromadorea, Rhabditida, Aphelenchoididae.